AGUGCCAUCCAUUUUGAAAAUAGAGUAAAAUUUUAAAAUGCCGAUGAAACGCAAAGAGCUUUCAAAACAUGCCAAAAUCGAUAUACCCAGACAAGUAAUACGCAGAAAUACAGGAAAUGCACCACCAAAUGUUUGCGUCAAAGCGAACAAUGGCUCGCAAAUGGAGGAUACGAUGCAGGAACAACUGCAUCCUAUUCAAAGGAAGACCCCGCAGCAGGCAGCUGGCAAUAAACUUGCCAUUCCUCAAUUUAAUACGAUGAUUGGCCGAAAACAUGAGAUCAUAUCAAUGCCGCAAAUGACCAUACAAGUUAAUCCAAACCUUACGCCUCGCACCAUGGCAUCGAUAGCGCCGAAGAUUACUCAGAAGAUGAACUUUCCACCAAAUACGACAGUAUUCAAGGAUUUGGCAUCAUUAAAUGUAAAUGACACUUUGCGCGAAUUGGCGCGUCCAAAAGCAGUUCGCAAAAAAACGACCAAGGAGGCCACCAAACCAAAUAUCAUGGAACCCCAAUUGUCUGAUUAUCUGGAGGAAGUCCAUCAAUUGUUUCUUGUGUUGCCGGAACCAAGUCUCGUCAUGUCGUUUCCAAUGGAAGAUUUCGAUUUCCUGGGCGCCAUUAAGCGACACGAUAUGCUUUGAAAUAGACUCCAAUGUUUUUCUUUUUUGAGUUUUGUGUUAUUUUAAUUAUAUCAAAUUAAAUCAAUAUGCUAUGUAGCAGCUAGUACAAGUA
Messenger RNA from Drosophila grimshawi, 728 nucleotides. RefSeq lists its product as uncharacterized. The record is from RefSeq and is a predicted model, not a curated record. Bases 38 to 637 code for a protein of 199 amino acids. NCBI's taxonomy places the organism in Eukaryota, Metazoa, Arthropoda, Insecta, Diptera, Drosophilidae. The transcript is spliced from 2 exons.